Molecule: messenger RNA, 1067 nt
Organism: Hydra vulgaris (swiftwater hydra)
Lineage: Eukaryota; Metazoa; Cnidaria; Hydrozoa; Anthoathecata; Hydridae
Product: 3-oxo-5-alpha-steroid 4-dehydrogenase 2
Biological process (GO): steroid metabolic process
Cellular component (GO): membrane
Molecular function (GO): 3-oxo-5-alpha-steroid 4-dehydrogenase activity
Source: RefSeq, a predicted model, not a curated record
GCAGAAAUCUUGAGAUUUAGUUUUAUUUGCCAAAGGUUAGUUCAGCUAGUUUCAGUUAAGCUGAAAAUGGAGCAAAACUUAACAGUUUUCAGUUAUAAAACUUUGGAGUUUGAGACUUUUUUAAAUCUCUUUAUGCAACGUGAACAAGAAAUUUUAAACUCAGUAACCACUUCAAUCUUUACAGGUGGGUUUAUUGUUUUUAUAACUACACUUUGGCUACCUGCACCUUAUGGGCGUUACUCAUAUACUGGAAAAUUAUUUUUAUUACCAAUAUCUCCUCGCUUUGGAUGGUUUUUACAAGAAUUGCCAGCUUUUUUAGUACCUUGUAUUGUUAUUGGAAGUUCUUGCUUGAGUAACUCGCAAUAUAAGUUUUCUAGACUUCAAUUAACUGUUCUCGGAUGUUUUGUGCUUCAUUACCUAAUUAGAACGUUUUAUUAUUCUUACAAUAUAAACGGAGGAAAAUCGUCACCGCUUAUUGGCUACUUAUUGGCUGGUUCGUUUUGUUUCAUAAAUGGAUAUAUUCAAUCGCGUGGCAUGCUAUUGUCUAAAAGCACUUUAGAUGAUAAUCUUACACGAGUAGUUUUUGGUAUUUUGAUUUUCUUGGUUGGCUUGGCAAUAAACGUGCACAGUGACUUUCUUUUAAGCAAUUUGCGCAAACCUGGUGAGACGGACUACAAGAUACCACAAGGUGGUUUGUUUAAUGUUGUUUCGUGUGCAAAUUACACUGGGGAAAUUACAGAAUGGAUUGGUUUUGCAAUUGCAGCUUGGAAUUUGUACGCAUUUUCAUUUGCUUAUUUUACAAUGGCUUUUCUAGUUCCAAGAGCUAUACGACAUCACAGGUUUUACCAAGAAAAGUUUAAAGACUAUCCAAAAAAUAGAAAAGCUGUCCUGCCGUUUUUAUUAUGAAAGCUGUCCUGCCGUUUUUAUUAUGAAAGCUGUCCUGCCGUUUUUAUUAUGAAAGUUGUCCUGCCGUUUUUAUUAUGAAAGAAAAUUACUGAGAAUAGAGUACCAUUCUUGAAAUCUUUUAUAAAGAUUUAGGAAAAAAAAAAAGUUAAUAAAAAUGAAAU